Messenger RNA from Rhizopus microsporus ATCC 52813, 393 nucleotides. RefSeq lists its product as uncharacterized. Bases 1 to 393 code for a protein of 130 amino acids. The record is from RefSeq and is a predicted model, not a curated record. Lineage: Eukaryota; Fungi; Mucoromycota; Mucoromycetes; Mucorales; Rhizopodaceae. The transcript has a single exon.
AUGUUUGAAGAGAUCAUACAUUUUUUGACUACGUCUCCCACGCGCGUAGUUGAAAAGAUCUCAAUUUCCUUGGCUCCUUCUCCUUCACAUAUCCGAACGUCGACAGUCUCUAAGUACGCAACAGCGCCAUAUACUAGUACUCAUUCUCAUACAACUGCCUCUUUCCAUCCACGAGAACCCACGAAUAAAACGUCCUCACCUCGCGCUACUUGCUCCAGUUGGGAUGCUGAGAGACAUCAACGUAAGAUUCCCAAAUAUUGCCCACAUCAUACUGCUCCAUCCAAAAUGGGAGCCACUCCAUCCGCUUCUGCUGGUCCUGUUGCAAGUGCGAUUAAUGAACCUCCUAAGGAUAUUGAUAUGGGUGAAUCUACUGAUGAAUCUCAUGAAUUGUGA